AUGCAAAAAUUUUCGAAUAAAGAAGAUAGAGAUAUGACUCCCAAGUAUAGGGAAGCGUGCAGAAGGCUAGGAAUUAAUCCUGAAGAAUUAGCCUAUAAAUCUAUUGAUGAGUUUAGAGAGCCUGGGAUAAGUUAUGAGGUGGCUAGGCUUUACUAUAACAACUAUGAAACGAAAAGAAACGAAAGGAUAGCUUGAAUAUGGAGUGAAAGAGAAAGAAUCAAAGAAAAUGAAAUGAAAACUAGACAAACAACAGCAGCUACCAAUAUUUCAUGGACAAAUUCAGUCAGUUAUGAAAAAGAAAAGAGAGAACUUGAGUGACUCCAGAGAAAACAAUCAAUUGAUCUUAAUUUCUUAAAAAAACAGAAAAGCUAUCUAAUAUCCCUUGAGACGAAAGACCGUGAUAUAGCUGAAAGAAAUAAAGAAAAACUUGAAGAAAGGAACAAAGAAAUAGAGAAAAAAAGAAAAUUGCAAGAAGAAAAUAAAAGAAAAAGAGACCAAAUUUUAGCUGAGCGUCAAAUAAAAUUAGAAGAAGCUAUAUUAAAGCAAUCUCAGCUAGAUUCUCAAAAAUCUCAAGACUUUCUAAAGAUAAAAGCUGAGAGUGAACAGGAAAAGAAAGAAGAAGCCAAAAAGAAAGAAAUAGAAAUGAAAAAUAAGCAAGAUGAAUUUCAAAGGAAAAUUGAGCAGAUGGAAACUUUUAAAAAAAGAAUUGCUGAGGAAAAGAAGCAAGAGCUAGAAGAAAGAGAAAGAAAUAGGAUAGAAGCUAUAAAUAGCUUGAAUAGAGAAAGAACAGAGGAGAAUUUAAGGAAAGCUGAAGAGAAAAAGCAAAGAAUUGAAGAGGCAAAAAGAAAUUUGGAAAAAUUAAAAGAAAAAAAUAAACUGGAGACCGAAAAAAAGCAAAUGAUUAAUGAAAAAAGGAGAAAAGAAAUGGAUGAGGAAAAGAGGAUAGAAAUUGAAAUUUCUAGACAAAAUGCUCAAGAAAAAGCUAACUCCCCCCACCCCUCGUGUGAGUGAACAAAACCAUUAGAAAAAUCCCUAUUUUUUGCCCAAAAACCACCCUCCACGAGUGAACAAAAAUUUUUUUAAUAGAAAAAAUUUUUAUGGAAAAAAAAUUUUAUAUAUAAAUGAUAAUUAUUAUAAUGAAAUCUAGAGCUAAUUCUGUUUAAUUUUAAACGAAUUGCUUUUUUAAAACAUAAAUUUUAUAAAUUAAAUUAAUAUUUGCUUUCCAAUUUUUUGAAUUAGAUUUUUUUUUAAUUUCGAAAAAAAAUAUAUUUUUUUAAACAAAAAAUUAACCCCUCCGUGAGUGAACAAAAUUUUUUUGUUCACUCACGGAGGGGGGGGGGAGUAAGCACUUAGAUUAUGUUAAAAAAAUGAAUCAAGAUAAUGUAGAAAAAAGAAGAAAUGAUUUAUUAAAAUGUUCAUCCAUAGCAGAUAUGAGAUUCAAAGAGCAGCAAAAAAUAAAGCAAGAUGAAAUUCAAGAGAAAAAGCAAGAGCUUAAAGCUCACUAUGAUGCAAUAAAACAAGCAAAGUUAAAUCUCCAAAUAUCUGAGUCUGAAAGGCUAAAUAAGUUAAGGGAAAAGCAAUUUGAAGAAGACCGUAAAAUAAAAGAGCUGAAAGAACAGAUAAAUAAUUACGAAAAGAGCAAAAAAGAAAUAAAAAAUAAAAAACAUCAAGAAAGGCUGGAACUAGUGAAAAGUGCUAAAGAGGAAGAUAUGCUGAAAAGGCAAAAAACAUUAGAAAGGAUAAGAGAAGAAGAUAAAAGGUCAGAAAGAAUCAAAGCAGAAAGAGAGGAAAGUAUGAAAGAUAGACAAAGAGCGAAGUCUGUUGCACAGUUUGAAAGGAGCUCAAUGAUUGAAAAGUUUAAUAGUGAAAAGAAAAAAGUGUAA
Molecule: messenger RNA, 1883 nt
Organism: Blepharisma stoltei
Lineage: Eukaryota; Ciliophora; Heterotrichea; Heterotrichida; Blepharismidae
Source: the annotation of a GenBank genome assembly